CUGUCAAAUAUCUGUCAAAGAAAAUUCAAUAUUUUAUCGGCUUCGUUUCAUAAAAAUGUUUUUUCAGUAAAUAUGUAUUAAUAACAUUAAUUAGUCAACUUUGUAGGAUAUAACAUUCCACGUGUAAUUCCAAAGACAUCUAAUUAAAAUGACGCACGCAACUCAAUGUUUCUCCAUUAAUAUAAUUACCGCGAUAGUUUUUCUUUUUAUCAGUAGAUAUUCAGCCAGUGCUUGUAAUUUCAGUGUUAAAAUAGAGCAGGGUCUCCGCAAUGAGGGGUUCCACAGGAACAUGACCUACACAAUAAUAUUUGACAACAGUGAAGAUUAUGAAGGAUUGCAUAGAGAGUGCAUCCUUGCUCUGGAACAAACUCUGCCUUCCGGAAUCUACGCUAACCCGGAUGAGUUGGGAGACUUGCGGAGAAUUGAUAGGCUGAAUGCAAUCCCAAAGAAGAGGAUCAAUAUAGAAUUACCUGCUGAGUAUUCGGAGCCCAGUGGGGUUUUCAUAAUCAGUAAAGUGACUACGGACAAGGUUGAAGUGUGGGUUCCUGUGCAUGCUAGGUAUCAUAUGGCUGCAGUUAAUGGAGGCACCUUUCGGAACGACAUUGCACCGCCAAAGUUAUACCUACGGUGUCCAGAUCAGAGGCUGGAAGCGUGCAACAUGCCCGUCUCGCCAUCAGCGAUGUAUCUCUGUAACGGACACUCUGUAGCCAAGUGUAACUGGAAAGAGAUACCAUUUACUAUGAUGACGGAUACAUUAAUAUGGUUGGUGCCGGUCGGUAACCUAAACCACUUCCAUCUGGUUGCAAUAAGCACCACGGUGGUGGUUGUGGUCGGCUCCCUAUACCUUCUGAAGAGCAUCCACCAGCACAAGGUGGCAAUCAGGCGCAGAAGGCUGUGAUAAAUGUGGUACAGGGAUUGUUUGCUUUGGUCCCUGUAAUUAUAAUUGUUUCAAUUUAAGCAUUGGUUCGCGAGAUUUACAAAGGUUUUUACUUUGCUUGUACCUGUCUGUGUUAAUGUCCCGUGAUUUAUAUCAGAGUGGUCUGAGUCCUGAGUUUGAAUCUAUGGUCGGGCAAAGUGAUAUGUGGGAUUUUCUGCUCAGUAUCAGCCUGGAGUCUAGAAUUUGUGCCCGAUAUUGUGAUUGGCUCGCCCCCUAUUGCAUCGUGGGACGGAAAACACUUGGCGAAAAGUGGAUGUCCUGGUUGCACCUCUGCAUACCCCUUUGGGGAUAAAUGCGUGAUGAUGUGUGUGUGAUUUAUAUCAGAAAAAGACUCAUUAAAAUUUCACAGAAUAGUAGGAUUUUCGCCAUAAUUAUGUAAUAACUUAUACAUACCAGAUAUUUGGGUAAGAUAGAAAAUAUAUCCUCUAUGCUCUUACAAGAACUUGUUACAAAGACAGCUUACAAUGUAAAUUUCGUGAACCAAUUCGUCAACAAUAUUGUAGAUGGUUUGAAAUAACCUCCUUUAAUAUACGAAAAUGACUGUUUAUUCAAUUAAUGAGGAAAAAUGAUAGAAUUAGGAUUAAAAUUUCCAAGUACGACUAUGCGUUAUCGAUACUGUAUCGAGUAUCGUAGUGCUGAAAAUCGCCGAAAUUAAAUGUCCUAUUUUACUUUGCGAAAUAUCAAUUUUUUAUGUAUCGACAUAAACAUCGACUGUGGCCGUGCAUAGUUUGCCAAGUAUCGAUUAUCGAUCAUCGAGUAAUUAGUGUCGAUAUUUAUUUAAGUCAACUUAUUCUUAAACAUCAAAGGCGAAAGUAUCAAAUAAUUUUUGGUAUCGACUUAUGAUUUAAUUUUCAAACCGAAAUUGAAUAAUACCUUGUGGGUUAUGACUGAAUUCUUGACUUUGAAAUGGCAAUUAUUACUUGUAGGUUAAAAUCGCCGAUGCUAAUUUGGCGAAGUGAGAGCCGAUUGUUUUUUUAAGAUCAGCCUUAUGAUCAAUCUUAAUUAUAAGGGAUAGCAUUGGAUUUACAGCCUGUGUCACAACUUCUGAGUAGUGUUACUCGUCACAUAAAUGUAUUAUCCGACCAAAUACAAAAGCCACUCUUUAAUCUAUGCUCCCAAAUGUAUGAUAAUAAAUUAAGUGCUAUUUACAUUAGCUGAUGAAAUCGAUAACUAUCAAAUAAAAUUUACUUCAUACUUGUGAUACAGGCCCUAAAUUUUUUAUGGGGUUCAAGUGCUAUAGAAUUUUGACAAAUAAUUUGACUAUGAUUUAAUUUAUGGAAUAGGUAAUCAGUGUUAAAGUAAUAUUUACAAAUCAUAUUGCACAUUGCUUCUGCCUUUACCAACGCCAAAGCUACAGCAACAUAGGAAUCAAAGUAACAUAAUAUGCCACCAUUCUCACUCAUUACGACUCUGGUCCACCAGUGAGUACUGAGUGGUACAAUUAAAUAUAACACUGAAAUAAAGGAUAGGGUAUUUCUUUUUAUCUUUUUAUAUAAAAACCAUUUGAAUAUAAACAAAAAAAAAUUAAACGUUGAAAUGUGGUCAAAGGGAAAGCGUCAACUAUGUUAUGAUACACAACCUGCGACGUCACCCCGGAUAAAGUGUAUGCGUAAGAGCGAGAUGGCUACAUAAGUAAUGUUUUUCAGGAUAACUUAAAUAUAUUACACAAAUAGAACUGUGCAAUAUUCUUUACCUAUUUCAAUUGUUUACCAUCUUUGGGCAUACCAAAAUGUACGAGAACAAAUGGACCACCCUUGUUACCUUACUGCAUAUGUCAAUAUUAUUAUUUUUAAGUAACAUUUUUAAAUAAGAAAGCAUUUAAUCACAGCAGGCACAAAUAGAACUACUCAUUUCUUUCUGAACUACACUUUUAUGAUAAGAUAUAAAUCUAGUCAUUACGUUUAAUGUAAAACGAUGUAUAAUAAAGUAUUCACAACA
This is a messenger RNA of Manduca sexta (tobacco hornworm), 2875 nucleotides long. RefSeq lists its product as uncharacterized. Bases 149 to 898 code for a protein of 249 amino acids. Gene Ontology annotation, biological process: GPI anchor biosynthetic process. Gene Ontology annotation, cellular component: endoplasmic reticulum membrane. Lineage: Eukaryota; Metazoa; Arthropoda; Insecta; Lepidoptera; Sphingidae. The record is from RefSeq and is a predicted model, not a curated record. The transcript is spliced from 5 exons.